AAAAAAAAAAAAAAAAAAAAUAGACGACGACGAUUGUACCGCAUUUUGAUCCGGGACGUAAUCUGCAUGAAAACAAGCGCUCACUCUUCCUGCUCAACAAAUGACAAGGGCGGAGCCUUAUACCACGUGAUACAGAAGCUGUGCCGUGAUGCUCACAUUGGCAGGGAAAAAACAACGGAGAACACGUCAGGGAUGACGAGAAAGUGACAGGAGAAAAUUCGUCCUGGUCAACCACCCAAACAUCAAUAACGGGAACCUUAUACCCCAUACCCGUCGAACUCCCGCAGGCACAAAGAAAUUACGGAGGCUAUUACUUAUCACCUGACCAAAGAUAUAUCAACACUGUGCAAAACGAGGGAUUUAGGAAAAUGAUCAACACCCUAGACAAACGCUACACAGUGCCGUCCCGCAACUAUUUUUCUAUUGUUGCACUACCUGCUCUAUACACGCAGUGUCGAGCAACGGUGGAGGAGGAAUUUCAAGCAGUACAACAUUUUGCGGCAACCACAAAAUUGUACCUGACUCACUUGGAUUAUGCGGACACAGAACGCAUAAUGACAGAGAAGCUUCACAACCAGGUAAAUGGUACUGAAUGGUCCUGGAAGAACCUCAACACACUGUGCUGGGCCAUUGGAUCCAUCAGUGGGGCUAUGCACGAGGAGGAUGAGAAGAGGUUCCUUGUUACUGUCAUUAAGGAUCUGCUGGGUCUCUGUGAGCAGAAGCGAGGAAAAGACAACAAGGCCAUCAUCGCCUCUAACAUCAUGUACAUUGUUGGCCAGUACCCUCGUUUUCUUAGAGCCCACUGGAAGUUCCUCAAAACUGUUGUGAACAAGCUCUUUGAGUUCAUGCAUGAGACCCAUGAUGGAGUUCAGGACAUGGCGUGCGACACCUUCAUUAAGAUUGCCCAGAAGUGUCGGCACCACUUUAUCCAGGUGCAGGUGGGAGAGGUGAUGCCCUUCAUCGAUGAGAUCCUCAACAACAUUAACACGAUCAUCUGUGACCUUCAGCCUCAGCAGGUGCACACGUUUUAUGAGGCAGUAGGGUACAUGAUUGGGGCACAGACCGACCAGGCUGUUCAGGAGCACCUGAUAGAGAAAUAUAUGCUGCUGCCCAAUCAAGUGUGGGACAGUAUCAUCCAGCAGGCCACCAAGAACGUGGACAUCUUGAAGGACCCAGAAACCGUCAAACAGCUGGGCAGCAUUCUUAAGACCAACGUCAGGGCCUGCAAGGCAGUGGGACACCCCUUUGUUAUCCAGCUGGGACGGAUUUACCUUGACAUGCUCAACGUGUACAAGUGCCUCAGCGAGAACAUCUCUGCUGCCAUUCAGACAAACGGUGAGAUGGUGACAAAGCAGCCACUGAUCCGGAGUAUGAGAACAGUGAAACGGGAGACUCUGAAGCUGAUCUCAGGCUGGGUCAGCCGAUCAAACGACCCACAGAUGGUUGGUGAGAACUUUGUUCCCCCCCUGCUGGAUGCCGUCCUCAUUGACUACCAACGCAAUGUCCCUGCCGCCCGUGAGCCUGAAGUCCUCAGCACCAUGGCAACUAUUGUCAACAAGCUGGGGGGGCACAUCACCAGCGAGAUACCCCAGAUCUUUGAUGCCGUCUUUGAGUGCACUCUAAACAUGAUCAACAAGAACUUUGAGGAGUAUCCAGAGCACAGGACCCACUUCUUCUACCUGCUCCAAGCUGUAAACUCGCACUGCUUUCCCGCAUUCCUCGCCAUCCCUCCAGCCCAGUUUAAACUAGUGCUGGACUCUAUCAUCUGGGCCUUUAAGCACACCAUGAGGAACGUGGCUGACACUGGUCUGCAGAUUCUGUACACCUUGCUGCAGAAUGUGGCCCAGGAGGAGGCAGCCGCUCAAAGUUUCUACCAGACAUAUUUCUGCGAUAUCCUGCAGCACAUUUUCUCUGUGGUCACUGACACAUCGCACACUGCUGGCCUGACGAUGCACGCGUCCAUCCUGGCCUACAUGUUCAACCUGGUGGAGGAGGGGAAGAUCACUGCAGCGCUGAACUCCGCCAGCCCCACCAACAACCAGGUGUUCAUCCAGGAAUAUGUGGCCAACCUGCUUAAGACUGCCUUCCCCCACCUACAGGAUGCUCAGGUGAAGGUGUUUGUGACAGGGCUGUUCAGCUUAAACCAGGACAUUCCUGCCUUCAAGGAGCAUCUGAGGGACUUCCUCGUCCAGAUAAAGGCCGGACAGUUUGCGCCUGAACUCCCCUCGGGAUGGAUGGCGAUUGACGGGAACCAGAGACUCUUCCCAUGAACGGAAACAACACGAACACAAUGUUGAAUCGUGAGAACCUGAGGGAACGUGCCAAGCUCCAAAAAGUGACAGCGCAGAGGAGGUCCAGCGAUGGACUUGUGGUUCUGUGAACAGCACAAAUGCCAGGUGACUGUGAAAUAACUAACAGCACUUUUUCCACAAGUGAAGCCAGUAACUUACUAUCCUACCAGAUUAGCUCUAGUUGCUUGUGCUUUACCUCCAUGCGUGAGAUCAGUAUGUGCAGCAGCUUAAGCUGUACAAUGUUUCAGGAAAUAGUUUAUUUCACCUUUUGACAUUGUUAGUUCAACACGAGGUAGAUGUCUACUACUGCAGACUAAAAUUACAUUUCUGUCACCUACAGACGCUUGUCUUUAAUGUUACUGUUACUCUCACAACCAUACAUAUUACCAUAAAGUGAUGCACAAUUCUGAAUCCGUCAAACCUUUUGCCAACGAAAGAAGAGGGCACUUCUCAUGAGUGUAGAGACCACGUAGAGAAGGAGUUUAAGCCGAGGGAUGACUUAAUAGCUGUGCCACUUGGUGAGGGAAAGGUUUGGUUUGUUGAUGGUUUGAGUUUUACAACAGUAGAGGGACAGACUAAAACAGGUUUUACUGUAGUAGAUAGUGAGAAAGUUAUCUGUGCAGGACAACUAGCAUGUUUCCUAUUUGCUUGAGCAGCAGAGAUGCUAGCUCUAAUGGAAGCGUGUAAAGCUGCAGAGAAAUAAGAUGUGACAAUAUACACUGAUAGCCAGUAUGCAUUUGCUACAUUACAUUUCUUUGUGAUGCAGUGGGUCAGACGAGGUGUGACAGCCUCUACAGGGAAACCUGUAGAACACGCCAAACUCUUGCAAAAUCUGCUGGAGGCAGAGUUAUUACCCAGUAGAUUUGCCGUUUGCAAAUGUGUAGCACACAUGUGAGGGAAAGAUCCAGUUGCAUUAGGCAAUACUUUUGCACAUAAGAUCGCGAAAGAGGCAACUUUAGGAGAACAUGGUGUUAACAUUUUAGCAGUGCAACACCAACAGACAUUGCCUAUUAUGCGGGAUGCACUGGUAGACAUGCAGGGCCACUCACGUACUGCAGGGAAACAGUUGUGAUUUACAGAAGGAGCGAGCUUGCAGGAUGGUGUUUGUUAUCUGUGUGAUAAACCAAUACUGCUUUAGAAUUUGUAUAAAACUGUUGCUAUUUUGCGCCAUGGGCUUUGCCAUGUCGCAACAGGAGGGAGAUAAUGAGUAGUUUAUACUUUAAGAUUAAAUACCCUUACAAAAAAUUUUGCAGGUCAUGUAUGAUAUUUUGCAAGCAUAAUUCUCGGGGUAAUUUGAGACCUAAGAGAGGGAAAUUCCCCAGACCCAGUCACCCAUUUCAAGUUACUCACAUGGACUAUAGAGCUGUCCAACUGUAAUAACUAUGAGUAUUGUUUAGUGAUAAUGGUCCACAUUUUGUAAAUGAAGUGAUGAGAUUAAUGGCACAACAUCUAGGGAUAACACUAAAAACAUCAUUGUUCUUAUCACCCACAAAGUGCAGGGUUGAUAGAGGGAACUAAUGGAAGAGUAAAGUUAAGACUUAGGAAGAGACGCAGGACAUGGUUAAACGGUAUAGAAUUAGUUAAGAUGUAUACACAUGUACAUGAGGAUUACUCCAACAGAGAAUGGUCUGACUCGUUGAGAUUAUAUAUGUUAGAGCAUUUAGAGUUCUAAUCUUCUGUAGUGAUGAUAGAAGAGCAGAAGAGAGAGCAUAUUAGUAGAUUAGAUGCUUUAAAAUGUUUUAAAAUAAAGACGUCUUGAGAACAAAUGAUCUGCCAGAUGAUUCUGUUCUCCGCAGGAGCAGAGUCUGAAGUCUGGAGAUUGGAUGUUGACAAGGCCAUGGAGAGGAAGUGCUGGUCCAGUCCACGGUGGAGAGGUCCAUAUCGGAUGCUGCUGACGACGACCACAGCAGUGAAGAUUGCUGGAAGGAACACUUGGAUACAUUAAGCGCACUGCAAGAAGGUGACACACAUCCAGGCCGGAUCGGGGUAAGUGGCAGGAAGACCGGGUACAAAGGGGGGGGAAAGCCUCCAGGGCCCCUCGUCUCAAUCCGGUGAAGAAACCAACUGCGCCACAGGUACUCAUCAGAAUGGCUGGGAAUGUGCUGUGCGCCUUCUUGUGCCUGUGGACCCAGAGUGGGAUGACAGGAGAGCACUGGGACAGAGCAAACCACACCCAGUACCCGCAUGAGGUUUUCAACAACUGCUGGUGGCAGUUUGUGAACACAACCGCUCACAUAAAGAACGAGACCAAUGGUUGUGCUUGUGAUGCCACUGGCUACACAUUCUUCUGGACUGUGGCCAUAUAGAGCGACACAGUUGUUUGGUUGCCUUGGCAACACAUCCAGGAGUAAACAUACUUGGAACACUGCCAACUUUUCAACUUCUGAACCUGAAUGGACGGUUGAUUUACCAGUAGCUGGGACGGUGAACUGCUCUGGUACGACAGACCUGAUAGUCUGACUCAAAGUAUCUGACUUGCUGCAGGACAUUGAACAGCUAAAUGAACUGGAAACAGGCCAGUUGCCUAUGUGUAUGAAGGGCUAUGGAUUAGUCCAAGUUGGAGAUUUAUCGUGAAAUUUGUGCAAUGUCGCCUAUUCUUUGUGUCCUCUGCAAGAAGGAUGCAAACAGAGAAGCCUUUUUGCAUCAUGAACACUUCUCUAAGCUGGUUGGGGUUGUGAGCCAAGAAGAUCAAAACACCUUGAUCCAAUUUCCUUUACAAAGCUUUUCCUGUGGCGACAACAGGACAGGAGAAGAGUUGUAAAUGCGGAUAAUUUACCAGUUGACUCUAACCCCCACAGUGAGAAGGUUUGGGGGUUGAUAGGAGUCAUAAAGAAGGGUGUUAACCAGGCUACAGCUUUGAAGUCAGCUGAGAGCCACAUGGACAAACGAUAAAGUCAACUGAUGUGUUUGAACGUCAAUGUCUGUAUACAGUUGGAUUGUAGUGAAAUAUGAUUUUUGGGAAUGUUGAUUAUUCUUUUUGACUGUUACAUUCAAUUGUUUACUUGCAGGAAUACAUAAUGAAUCGCACGACAGGAGUAGAUGCACCACAAGGCUGGAUAACUUGGUUGAUGUCUGGUCCUUGGUGGCAUCUUCUUUUGAAAAUAUUAACUCCUGUUUUAGGACUGUUGACAUUUGAUUUGCUUAUGUAUAGGAUGCAUUUUAGUUUAUAAGAUCAAUGCUAACUAAAAUGAUUCCUAAUACAUUUGUUAAUUAUGUACUUUUACAACAAUAUGAAUUGACUGAAAUGAAUGACAUGACAAAAGUCUGUGUAUAAAUGACGCCUGCGCUGAAAAUGUCAAGCAAGAGGUGCUAGGCUAAGAAUAUACUACAUAGGAAUAAUUUGGAGCAUAAAAAUCACAAAACAGGAGGGAAUGUUAGAGUGAAUUGUUAAAUGUUUGUCAUUUUUAUGCUUACCAUCCAUUUCUACAUUGUUUAACUGUGGGAUGAAAGCAAUUCCACAGUCCCCCUCCCCAGAUUCUUGAGUUUUUGGGUGAGGGGCUGUAGGUUUGAUUACAGACACAUCCUAUCUGGAAGGUCUGUUUGAUGUAAGCUUCCUGCCCAGCAGGAGGUCUCUCACACACACACACACACACACACACACACACACAUAUAUAUAUACAUACAGUGCCUCGUCUUUGUAACCAAGGGGGGUUAAGAGGGGAGGUACGUGUUGUAAACUAUUGUGUGAACUGUAACAGUUUGUCAAUAAAUAGCUGCGAGGGAAGCUGCUCUUUGAAGGACUUUGGGCUGGAGACAGGUUAGGAGCGUGAGCUCCAAGAGCUGGUUCUUGAUCAAAGGCCUCCCUUGCGCAAGUAAUCGAUCGAACACUGUUGCCUUGUUUUUCUUUCAUGGGAAUAAGUCCUGGAUACAGCGGGGUCUGAGUUUAGACCCAACACUGCCACUUCAUGGUCAGGCGGCCAUGACUAUAUGGAAGGUUUGUGGGUGCUGUUGGAAACAGUCAGUGUUGUGUCAUGUGUCCUGAUUGGUCUGAUUAUUAUUGUUAUUAUUUAUAUGAUUAUUUUUUUGUUGUUUAUUUUUGUGCACUGAAGUUGACAUUUAGGUGGUAAUUAUGAUGUCAGUAAAUCAAAUACUGUUAAACCAAUUGCUGAGGCCAAGCAUGUUGUUUUUUUUUUUGUUUGUUUGUUUGUUUUUUGUCCAAGAGGGCGAAAAGAAAUGAAAGGGAAUAUCUGAAUGAUGGGCAUUCCAAGAAGCCCAACCAAUCAGCCAAUCAGAUCUUUUGUUUGUGAGCAGCAGCCAAUCAGAAGGAAGUUAUCUCAAAGAAAGGAAAAGUGAGCUGAACUGCUCAUGCAAAGCUCUAAGAAUAUAAAAAUGUAGAAAUGCUGGAAAUGAGCCUAAUACAUGCUUUUAAAUGACUUUUUAUUAAAAAGCAUGUGCAUGCUAACCCUGUUACAAAUAAAAGCCCAUCAUUUGGAAGAGUGAGUUCAAUUACCAGCACCCAUAGUGAGUAUUUGAUCCCUCACUCCUGUCCAAAUGGGGGUUUAGUAGUGUUGCAUUUAAUUGAGCAGUCUAACAGUAAAAAUUAGGAUCUCGGUCGCUGUGGUAGAAAAGCAGCAUGGCUUUCAAACCUUGUAGCUAACAGCAGCUUUCUGUGAUUGUGUCGCU
Messenger RNA from Pelmatolapia mariae (spotted tilapia), 6914 nucleotides. Its product is annotated as exportin-1-like. NCBI's taxonomy places the organism in Eukaryota, Metazoa, Chordata, Actinopteri, Cichliformes, Cichlidae. The transcript has 14 exons. Gene Ontology annotation, cellular component: cytoplasm; nucleus. The record is from RefSeq and is a predicted model, not a curated record. Gene Ontology annotation, biological process: protein export from nucleus; ribosomal large subunit export from nucleus; ribosomal small subunit export from nucleus. The coding region runs from base 369 to 2270 and encodes 633 amino acids. Gene Ontology annotation, molecular function: nuclear export signal receptor activity.